This is a messenger RNA of Theobroma umbraticum, 551 nucleotides long. RefSeq names its product translocase of the outer mitochondrial membrane 6 (gene TOM6). Gene Ontology annotation, cellular component: mitochondrial outer membrane translocase complex. Lineage: Eukaryota; Viridiplantae; Streptophyta; Magnoliopsida; Malvales; Malvaceae. The record is from RefSeq and is a predicted model, not a curated record.
UAAACCCAUCCCUUAAACCCUCCAGAUUGGAAAGUCGAACCAGAAAAAGCAAGACGCGGCUAGGGUUUCAGGUUCUGUCUCCGUCGACCCAGACUCGAAUAGAAAGCCAAGGGAAAUCAAAUCGUAGCAGCGAUGUUCCCAGGAAUGUUCAUGCGCAAACCAGACAAGGCGGCGGCCUUGAAGCAGCUGAAGGCACACGUGGCUAUGUUUGGGGUGUGGGUAGCUGUGGUUCGUGUCUCUCCCUACAUUCUUCAUUACCUCUCUGAUGACAAGGAAGAGCUCAAGCUCGAGUUCUAGAUGCCCCUCUCUCUUUCUUUUCAGUGGGUCUACAGGGAGAGAAUUGGAUUGGGAUGCAAAAGAGUUUCAAGCACUUGAUUCCUUUUCAGCCUGCUUAAGUAUGAGACUGUGGUGUUAUCACAUUAGGUUAUAUUUGCAUUUGCUUUGAUCAUGCUUAUUAGAUUUUUUUUUGUAAUGGAGGCUGGAAUACUUCCAUAUUAUGUCAUGACGGUUAUAUCUAAUUGAAUAUACUUUUGAAUUUCUUGCUUGUAGCA